Magnolia sinica is the source of this 3529-nucleotide messenger RNA. Its product is annotated as probable inactive ATP-dependent zinc metalloprotease FTSHI 1, chloroplastic. The transcript is spliced from 15 exons. Gene Ontology annotation, biological process: proteolysis. The record is from RefSeq and is a predicted model, not a curated record. Lineage: Eukaryota; Viridiplantae; Streptophyta; Magnoliopsida; Magnoliales; Magnoliaceae. Gene Ontology annotation, cellular component: chloroplast thylakoid. Gene Ontology annotation, molecular function: ATP hydrolysis activity; ATP-dependent peptidase activity; metalloendopeptidase activity. Bases 159 to 2999 code for a protein of 946 amino acids.
CAAACAAAACCCCGCCUAAACCCCAAUUCCGGAUUAAACAUCUAUGCUCCAAACUCUGCAUCUCCUCUCCUCUCCUGUCCCAAUCUCUUCCCCUCCAUAAAACCCUAGAAAUGCUUUCAAAACCCUAAUUCCAAAAAUCGCAUUCUAAAUUCCUCGGGAUGAACGCCACUGACAUCCUUCUCUCAUACAACACUCCCCAUCACCGCUCUCCAAUCCCCAAUCUCCCCUCAAUUCCCCUUCACAAACCCUCAAAACGCUUCAAUUUCAAUCCAAACCUCCGAAAAGGAUCUCGCCGUUCUCGAUCUCUUGGCACCUUUCCACGUAACUCCGCUUCCGAUCCGGUCCCGAAAUCUGACUCCCGCGACGAUUUCGUAUCUAGGGUUCUGAGGGAAAACCCUAGCCAGGUCGAGCCACGCUAUCUCGUCGGGAGCCGGUUCUACACUCUCAGAGAGAAGGAGAAUCUCAACAAGGCUGCUGACAGUGGAAUCUUUCAGCUUGCAAAGAAAUUGUCUGAUAUAUGGGGAAUUAAGAGGAAGGGAGAUGUGGUCGGGGGUCAGACAGGGGAACCGUCUGAUCCGGUGUAUUUGAAGGAUAUCCUUAGAGAGUUUAAGGGGAAGCUUUAUGUUCCGGAGGAGGUUUUCAGGGUGCGUUUAUCAGAAGAGGAAGAAUUUGAUCGUAAUUUGCAGGAAUUGCCGAAGAUGAGUUUCGAGGAUUUCCAGAAAGCCUGGAAGAGUGAUAAGAUCAAGCUGUUGACUUCAAAAUCGGUGGCUGGGGUUGAUUCCGAUUAUGGUUACCGCAAUUUUGUCGUGGAUUUGAAAGAAAUUCCAGGCGACAAGCAGUUGCAGAGAACCAAGUGGGCGAUGAACUUAACUGAGAAUCAAUCACAAACCCUCUUGGAGGAAUACAGGGGCCCACAGUAUGAAAUUGAGAAGCAUACCACGUCUUAUGUGGGAAAAUUGCCCGAAUACCCUCACCCUGUUGCUUCUUCCAUAUCUAGCAGAGUGAUGGUUGAGCUUGGGAUGGUAACAGCUGUGAUAGCUGCUGCUGCUGUAGUGAUUGGGGGGUUCUUGGCAACUGCAGUAUUUGCUGUCACCAGCUUUCUUUUUGCUGGUGCUGUAUAUGUUGUCUGGCCCCUGGUGAAACCACUUCUCAAGCUCGCGCUUGGUGUUGUGUUCAGCAUUGCGGAGAGGAUUUGGGAUAAUGUUGUCGAUUUCUUUGGUGAUGGAGGGGCAAUCUCAAAACUGUACGAGUUUUACACUUUUGGCGGUGGGUCUGCCAGUCUUGAGAUGAUGAAACCAAUUAUGCUGGUUGGGUUGACCAUGGUCCUCCUUGUUCGCUUUACUCUCUCGAGAAGGCCAAAGAACUUCAGGAAAUGGGAUAUUUGGCAAGGCAUUGAAUUUGGACAGUCAAAACCGCAGGCUCGAGUUGAUGGUUCAACAGGAGUCAGUUUUAGUGAUGUUGCUGGGAUUGAGGAAGCAGUAGAAGAACUGCAGGAGUUGGUGAGGUACUUGAAGAAUCCGGAGUUAUUUGAUAAAAUGGGGAUAAAACCUCCUCAUGGGGUCCUUCUGGAGGGGCCUCCAGGAUGUGGAAAGACUUUGGUGGCAAAGGCGAUAGCCGGUGAAGCUGGUGUUCCAUUUUACCAAAUGGCUGGGUCGGAAUUUGUUGAAGUCCUAGUAGGUGUUGGUUCUGCCCGUAUCCGCGAUCUCUUCAAGAGAGCUAAGGUAAACAAGCCAUCUGUUAUUUUUAUUGAUGAAAUUGAUGCGCUAGCAACCAGGCGCCAAGGGAUUUUCAGUGAAUCUACCAACUACCUUUAUAAUGCAGCUACACAGGAGAGGGAGACUACAUUGAACCAGCUCCUGAUAGAGCUCGAUGGCUUCGAUACUGGCAAAGGUGUUAUAUUCUUAGGUGCUACCAAUCGUAUGGACUUGUUAGAUCCUGCACUUCUUCGACCGGGUCGUUUUGACCGCAAGAUAAGAAUCCGUCCUCCCGGACCAAAAGGACGACUGGACAUUUUGAAAGUUCAUGCCCGCAAAGUGAAAAUGUCACCCACAGUUGAUCUGUCCACCUAUGCGCAAAACUUACCUGGAUGGUCGGGAGCAAAGUUGGCACAGCUGCUGCAAGAAGCUGCCCUGGUGGCAGUUAGAAAUGGGCACGAUUCAAUUCUUCAGUCUGAUGUGGAUGAUGCUGUUGAUCGGCUCACUGUUGGCCCGAAACGUGUGGGAAUCGAAUUGGGUCAUCAAGGGCAAUGCCGAAGAGCUGCUACUGAAGUAGGAACAGCAAUGACAUCCCAUCUGCUAAGGCGCUAUGAGAACGCGGAAGUUGAAUUCUGUGAACGCAUUUCAAUCAACCCCCGUGGCCAGACAUUCUCUCAAAUUGUGUUUCACCGUCUUGAUGAUGAGUCAUACAUGUUUGAGCGGCGGCCCCAAUUGUUGCAUCGGCUUCAGGUGUUGUUAGGAGGGCGGGCAGCUGAAGAGGUUAUUUAUGGAAGAGACACAUCAAGAGCAUCAGUGAAUUACCUGGCUGAUGCAUCUUGGCUUGCUCGUAAAAUUUUAACCAUAUGGAACUUGGAGAAUCCAAUGACCAUACAUGGAGAGCCGCCCCCUUGGAGAAAAAAUGUCAGCUUUGUGGGUCCUCGGCUGGACUUUGAAGGGUCACUUUAUGAUGACUAUGACCUUAUCGAGCCCCCUAUUAACUUCAAUUUGGAUGAUCUGGUUGCUCAAAGAACUGAGGAGCUGAUAAGUGACAUGUAUGGAAGAACAGUUUCUUUGCUGAGGCGGCAUCAUGCUGCUCUGGUAAAAACUGCGAGGGUUCUUUUAGAUAGGAAGGAGAUCAGUGGCAAUCAAAUUAAGUUUAUUCUUGACAGUUACCCUGCCGAAACUCCUGUGAAUCUUGUUCUGCAGGAAGAAAAUCCUGGCAGCCUGUCAUUCCUUGAAGCAGUGGAACAAAGGCACAAUUUGGCAUUCUCUUUCAAUGCUUCAAAAGAAGAAAUUCCACAAUGAAACAACUGGCAGCAACUGUGAGCUGAUCCUCAUCUUCGAUGCAAAAUGCACGAGACGGCAGUAAUUUUCUUGGGAGUUUCAUGGGCUUGCAUUACUCAUGAGUACUUUAGCUUGCUUUUCUAGUGCUGAUGGAUUCAAUAGGGAGGGUGCUUUUGAUCCAAGCUGUAUUGAAAAGAAAAGGAAGAAAUUGUCAAGGUACUUUAUCAUGCUGAUGGAUUCAAAGGGAGGGUGGUUUUGUUCCUUGUAUCGAAAAGAAAAGGACGAAAUUGUUGGAGUAAUGUGGAUUUUUAAACGUUCUUCCUAGAAAGUUGAUUGUAUCAGAAGCUGCUGAGUGCUGUUAAUUCCUGAUUGGUAGAUUUUUUUUUUUUCCUGAGAUCACAAUUAUCUAAGUAAUGAGUUUUAUGCUAAUUUGGUGUUGGAGAUGCGAUUAUCCAUCCAUCCAUCAAAUGAGGCUUUGCUUUAUUUUUUUUAAAUUGUCCGACUGGAAUUGGAAUUUGAGCAAGGUUUAAUAAUUUUGUUUUGCUUUUCUA